GUUAAAGUGUUUUUUAGUAGCUAUUGCGUGAACAGUUAUUAUUUUUAUUUUGUUAAGUUAAAUUCGUUUAAUCAAAAAUGAAGAAAUACUUUUACUUUUUCGACGAAGGGAGCAAGAUUAACCAAAUUAUAUGCGCUGUUUUGGUGAACCUACCAGUGUUCGCGUAUGGAGCAAGUAUAGGAUGGAUGUCUCCAAUGUCAUUGCUGCUUCAGUCCAAAAAUUCACCCAGAGCUACACCAUUGACUGACUAUGAGGUUUCGUGGAUAGCAUCCGUGCCGUAUCUAGUAUGUAUACCGGCUGACUACUUAAUGGCGGUACUUAGUGACAAGUUAGGAAGAAAACUCACUUUGUUCUUCACAUCUGCUACGGCGUUUCUGGCUUGGACGAUAAAACUGGCAUCUAUGGAAGUAUGGGCAUUCAUCUUAGCCAGAGCACUGUUUGGGAUAACAAUGGCAGGGGCUUACGUCACAUGCCCAUUGUACACUAAGGAGAUCAGUUCAGCAAAUGUCAGAGGAACUCUUGGUGCUUUGGUGGUAUUAUUCCAUACGACGGGUAAUCUCUUCCUCUAUAUUAUUGGAGACAUACUAAGCUACAGAACUAUUCUUUGGAUCUGUCUAAUGCUACCAACCGUUCACUUGAUCCUCUUCAUAAUGAUGCCCGAAUCUCCAUCGUAUUUAAUCAAGAAAGGAAAGACAGAUGAAGCCAUCAGAUCAAUGGCGUGGCUCAGGUGCAGACAAGAGGACGACCCACAGGUAAUAAGCGAAGUUAAUCAAAUCAAGAAAGAACAAAUGAAAGACGAAGAAAGCAAUGGAUUCGUUCUAAAGGCCAUACUGCAAGACAAAAUUCUCAUAAGGGCGUUCAUAAUAGCGAUGGUAUUAGCUCUAGCUAGAGAAGUUUGCGGUAGUAUACCAGUACUGAACUUUGCUGGGGAGAUUUUCUCCAUGUCUUCUGAAGGUUCUGGCAUAGUCCUGACUCCUAAUCAACAAGCCAUGACUCUUGGAACGAUGCAGGUCAUUGGAGCAACCUUGGCAUCAUUCACUGUGGAAAAGGCUGGGAGAAAGUCACUCUUCAUAGCCACAGCUCUGGUAUCUGGACUGAGUAUGUGUGCUCUAGCCUCCUGGUUUGUGGCCCGCGAGUAUAGCGUCUUCGCUCCAGCUUGGAUACCCGUCGUUACUCUUUGUUUGUGCAUCUUCUGCGACGCGCUUGGCUUACAACCAGUGUCUGUCAUUGUCAUAGGGGAGAUUUUCUCUUUUAAAUACCGGGGUUCAAUAAUGGCGAUCACGAUGUCAGCUGCAUCAGUAGCUGCCUUCGCCCAAACACUAUUCUUCAAGCCUCUUGUAAAUGCAGUGGGAGGACCUCACGUUGCGUUCUUCUUCUUUGGAGCAGUUUGUCUGUUAACAACUGUCUAUGUAUGCAUCUGUGUACCUGAAACUAAGAAAAGAAUUUUGGAAGAGAUCUAUGAAGACUUGAAGACGAAGAAAGAAAAGAAAAUGGAUAGAGAAAAGGCAUUAGCCAUUGAAGCGGGAAAAGUGGAAGCUUAAGAAACUAGUAACAGUAGAUAGACAAUAAACUUUUAUAAUAUAAUUUA
This is a messenger RNA of Spodoptera exigua (beet armyworm), 1588 nucleotides long. The record is from the annotation of a GenBank genome assembly. NCBI's taxonomy places the organism in Eukaryota, Metazoa, Arthropoda, Insecta, Lepidoptera, Noctuidae.